GGCGAUCCGCGAACCCCGACGUUGAAAGCAAGGAGGCCCCCCGUGUCCGCCACUCCGCCGCUCGUUUAUUUUUCUUCUCUGGCUACUAGCGCUCGCUGCGCCGAUCCCUGCGUUGCGCCGCUCCUAUUGCCUGAGAUCCUUCCUCGUUUGAGGUGAGGUCUGGGUUUGGUCAAGGACGCUGCUGCUCGCCAAGUUCUCUCCUCAGUCGCGCCGCUGCUCGACCUGCUUAAGAACGCGCGGGCUUGCUCGAGUCUCCCUCUUCUGCUGGUUGCUGCUCAAGAAGACAAAGAACGCGUCGACCUUCUCAAUAACGCGAGUUCAAACUCAAGGUAAGGAACUGGUCGAGUCUCCCUCCCUUGUUUCAUGCUUUUGACUGAUUUUAUUACACAAUUCAGUUUUUUUCUUCAAUAUUUGGUGGAUGCGGGAAACGCAGUCGCUGCGAGCUUUAAUGGGGAAUUGGUUUCUACCAUCAUUGAUUUCGUAAAUGGAAUGGUAUAUGCGGGAAACGCUCCAUUGGGUCUCUGUUUAUAGAGACCUCGAUUUCACUCUAUUCUUGACGGUGUAAUUAGUCAAUUGUUCAAAAGUUAAUCUAACACAACAUGUUUUGAUCUUGAUUAGAAGUAUAAUAUCUUGUUAUUUCCGAGUUGACAAGCAAUCUAAAAGUGACGUUUGUGAUAUAUGUAAAUGUAAGCUCGUAAGUGGUCAAUUAUGCAAUGGAGUUCAUAACCUAUUAGUUUAUUUAGGUUUGUAAUCCGGUAUAUUCCGGUUUUAUUAUGGUAUUACUCCGAGACGGUAUCCUGAAUCUGCCGAUACGGUUUUUUAACAAAAACAAUUAUUUAAUUACAAAAACGAUAUUUUACCGGUACAUAACGGUUGAACCACGGUUGUACCACAAAAUAUCCUACCACAGACGGAUCCGGUAUGAUGUCCGGUACGGUUUCCUUUACCAUGCUAAGAACUCGCCCUUCCAUCCCCGCCAAUGCUUCUUCUUCUUCAAACCCGUGUCGCCUUUCAGUUUCGCAACCUAACUCCAUCUCAAGCUCUCUACUAAGAAACUAUUUGGCUGACGCGGGAAGAACACGAGCGGAACGAAACCAAAAGAAGGCGAAAUGAUGCUGAGAUGUAGAAGCUUGAGACAACUUUCAAGGUUUUCCUGGCGCAUUUCUUCUGGAAUAUACUUAGGGCAGAGCGGAGAAGCCAGAAGAGGUUACUCUGUCUCAACUUCAGUCGCCCCAUUUCGUUCAUUUCUUAGAACCACCAACUACCCAGGAAUAUUUUGGUGGAACUUCUCUUAUUCUCAGAGGUACUCGACAGCAUCAGAAGAAGCAUCUACUAGUAUUCCUGCACCUGCAGCAGAUGAUGACGUGGUCUCCUUUGUUCGAUCCAUUGCCGAUGAGCAUGAAGGCCCAAAUCAUGUUUGGUUAAAUGUAUAUGAAGGAGAUAAACCCUUCUUGAAGAGAAAUGGGACAUUUUUAAUCCUCGCUGGACAGUUCUUCCAGGAUUCUGAAAUAAUUGCCAUGCUUGAAAAAGUGAAGUUGCUUCAGCAGAGAUUCUCCGAACUUUGUGUUUUGGGCCUUCAUACCGGGAGUUCUGCUAGCUUCGCUGCUGAUCGAGAUCAUGUUAUUGACUUGAUAAUGAAAGAAUACAUCACCUUCCCCAUUCUGUUGUCAAACAAGAACUUCGCAGAGGUAAGAUGGAGAACGGAGCCUGCUACAUUAUGUUCAGAGACUCCGAGAAUCCUCUAGUUCAGCAUGAGAAGGAUCUGGAUAUUGGAACACUUUAUGCAGUGGUAGAGGAGAUGCAAGUACUACAAAAACAGAAUCCUGGUGAUGGAAACUCCAGUAUGGCUUGUUUGAAAAGCACUUGGACAAAACUAGCUGAUGCUGUGAAGGAACCAUACACUGUUUCACCUAUUCAAAACUUGCUUCUCUAUUUCCCAGGCUGUAUAUCUGCAGAUAUAAAUGGCAGUCGGCUAUUCUUUUCUGACUCCAAUCAUCACCGUAUCAUCAUUUCUGAUGGUAAUGGAAGUAUUCUUGACUGUAUUGGUUCUUCUCCAGGUUUUGAGGAUGGAGACUUUGAGUGUGCCAAGCUAUUGCGCCCUGGAGCUUCCUUUUAUGAUGACACUGAGGAUUGUCUGUAUUUCGUAGACUCAGAGAACCAUGCAGUCAGGAGAGCUGACUUGGAGAGACGGGUUCUAGAGACGUUAUAUCCUUCUUCUAGUGCUACUGUAGAAAAGGAAAGUCUAUGGACAAAGAUCGCAAGUAAACUGGGCUUUGGAAUCGCUGCUGUUGAAGCUAAAUCCGAAGAGUUUGAUCCCCAGUCUUUAGUGUUUCCUUGGCAUCUAUUGAAGUCAGAAGAGGAGGAUCACUGCUUAAUCAUUAACCGGAGCUUUGAGACACUAUGGGUAAUGAAUCUGACCACUGGAGAGAUAAAAGAUGUUAUCAAAGGAUUCCAAAAGAUUCGAGAUACCUGUGGAAAUUUGAUCACAGAUAAAUUAUCUCUCUUGAAGGAAAUGCCAAGUGAUUGGUUGGAACAGCAGGCUGGUACUUACUUGUCAAGUAAAGAUACCUUGUAUGCUACCCUCAUAUCAUCACUUACAGCUUUCAACGGCCACGUGUUUGCUUGUGAUACAAGCAGGACAGACAUAGAUAUAAAGGUCGACAUUCCAAUAGAUACUGAACUGGUCGAACCAUUGCAUGAGGGAUGUAUCUGGCGUCAGGCAAGAGGAGCUGCUACUGAAGUCUCAGGAACAAAUGCUGAACUGGAAUCUUCGGAAAAGGUUGGUGUUGCCCAGAAGUGGUAUGAUGAACUCGAUAAUCUGGCAUUUUCAUCGGCUGCUGAAUCAGAGACAAUUGUGGAAGAUGAUGAUAGCACAACUGCAGACACUAGGAAUUUUGAGGACGACAAAGUUCGGAUUCAUUGUGCAGUUAAUACGAGCCCUGGCUUGAGUGAGGUGAUCAUAUAUGCACCACUGUAUCUGAGACUCAGAAGAGAUGCGAAUGUAGACGAAGAAGAUAACCAGGAUAAACAUGCAGCGAGGAUAGCUGAUAUCCUAAAAUGGGGUAGUCACGGCUUAACCACAAGAGAUUCAUGCAUUCAGCUCUUGUCUAGAUCAGGAAAGGAUUUGAGAGACCUCGUCUUUGUGAAACCACUGCAUUUCAGAAUAAGAAUAGAAUGCCCUAAUCACCCUAAGGCACCCGAUAACACGAAAGAUAUCAUAUUGACCAAUUCCACUGUUGGUGUCCAUGUCUCACUUUGAAAAAUGAAGGUUUUGGUAAAAUUUGCGUUUUGUAAAAUUAUGCAUAUAUAAGGGUAUUGGGUCCAUUAUGGGCUUGAAAAAUACAAUUGUUUGUUUCAUAGAUUACAUGAUGGAAUUGAUUAAUUAGAUUUGUAUAUAUGAAGUG
Linum tenue is the source of this 3404-nucleotide messenger RNA. Lineage: Eukaryota; Viridiplantae; Streptophyta; Magnoliopsida; Malpighiales; Linaceae. The record is from the annotation of a GenBank genome assembly.